Molecule: messenger RNA, 945 nt
Organism: Parnassius apollo (apollo)
Lineage: Eukaryota; Metazoa; Arthropoda; Insecta; Lepidoptera; Papilionidae
Source: the annotation of a GenBank genome assembly
AUGAAGGGUCACCUGCUGUUCCUGGUACUGCUGGUGGCGGUUGUGUGCACUGCCGACGCCGAGAGACACCGUCGGCGGCACCGUCGCCUGCGCACCACCACCACGGAGUCCCCGCGUCGGCCGCAACCCCCACGAGAGGACGCUGAGGCCGAACAUCUGGAGCUGGGCAUGGCUGAGCGCCUGGACGAACGUCGUUUCCAGGAAGCAGAAAAGGCGCGCGUUAAUGAAAUACUCAACGAAAACUCAAAUGAAGGAAACUCCGACAACGAUAUGUUUAUUGAUGACCCUUGCCUAAAAGUACACUGUAGUGCGGGACGCGUGUGUGAAAUCGACGAACACGGAGACGCAGUCUGCAACUGCAUCAAGGAGUGUCCAUACGAGACCGACUCGCGCCGCAAAGUGUGCACGCACCACAACGAGACGUGGUCGUCGGACUGCGAGGUGUACCGGCAGCGCUGCCUGUGCCUGGACAACUCGGAGCUGUGCCGCGGCCCGCAGUACCACCACGUGCAGAUCGACUACUACGGCGCGUGUCGCGAGAUGCCCCCGUGCACGGAGAGUGAGAUGUCGGACUUCCCGCGGCGCAUGCGCGACUGGCUGUUCAACAUCAUGCGCGACAUGGCGGAGCGGCGCGAGCUCAGCGACCACUACCUGCGCAUGGAGCGCGAAGCCGAGUCCAACCUCACGCGCCGCUGGACCAACGCCGCCAUCUGGAAGUGGUGCGACCUGGAUGCGCACGACAACGACCGGUUCGUGUCCCGGCACGAGUUGUUCCCAAUUCGAGCGCCGCUGAUGGCCCUGGAGCACUGCAUCGGACCGUUCCUGGACCUCUGCGACGAGGACAACGAUCAUCGCAUCACGCUCGCAGAGUGGGGCAAAUGCUUGCAGCUAGAUGAGUACGAGUUGGAAGAUCGCUGCGACGAGCUUACCGAUGUAGCAUCAUAA